Zychaea mexicana is the source of this 1617-nucleotide messenger RNA. RefSeq names its product kinase-like domain-containing protein. Gene Ontology annotation, cellular component: cytoplasm; nucleus. The transcript has 5 exons. Lineage: Eukaryota; Fungi; Mucoromycota; Mucoromycetes; Mucorales; Lichtheimiaceae. Gene Ontology annotation, molecular function: protein serine/threonine kinase activity; ATP binding. The coding region runs from base 1 to 1617 and encodes 538 amino acids. Gene Ontology annotation, biological process: protein phosphorylation; intracellular signal transduction. The record is from RefSeq and is a predicted model, not a curated record.
AUGCCUAUUGAAGGUUCAUCAAAGACCCAAUAUGUGUUUCUGGACAAAAUAGGUGAUGGCGCGUUCGGUCAAGUCUUCCGAGCCAGGGACAAGGCCACUCGACAAAUUGCAAGUCUUGUCGCUAUAAAGACAGUCAGGCACAAAUCCCUUAAAGUCCAAGACACAUCCGACUACAGCCUUCGUGAAUACAGAUCACUCUCUCGCCUCGAUCGCCAUCCCAACAUUGUCCAACUCUACAAGACAUUUGUAGCAACCGCUGACGAACUCCAUCUUGUCAUGGAGUAUAUUAACGGUGGCAACCUGUACCAACUCAUCCAUAAACGAUCCACACCGUUUGAGCAUGUCGACAUUCGACGUAUAUUCCGCCAAAUAUUACAGGCACUUGAACACAUCCACGGACAGGGUCUCUUUCAUCGCGACCUUAAGCCAGAAAACAUUCUCGUUUCCAACCUACCGUCCGGCGAAAGCGUCAUCAAACUGGCCGACUUUGGACUCGCACGACCGAUCGGCAGUCAAGGGCCGUACACGGACUAUAUUUGCACACGUUGGUAUCGAGCACCAGAGAUCCUCUUGCGCGCACGCACGUACUCGUAUCCAGUCGACCUGUGGGCAGCCGGCACCUUGUUUGCUGAACUCAUCACAUUAAACCCGCUCUUUCCCGGCAAUACCGAGAUUGACCAAUUAUACCGCAUUUGUGCCGUUCUGGGAAGUCCCGGAAAAUCCAACGCCAUCCUCACUCGGCGGACUAACAAUACCAAACGACCGCAAGAAAAACUUAGCCCUGGCUUUGCUCGCCAGCCGAACAAUGCAUCGUCACUUCUUUCGUCAUCCAUGCCAUCCACUCUGAAUGGACACGUAUCAGCUCCUCAAGUAGUAGCAGACUACAAUAACGAUAACGAGUGGCGUGAGGGCGCCAAACUAGCCAAUCGCAUGGGCUUUGCGUUUCCUCAGACGACCGGCACGCCAUUACAAAGCAUAUUUCCAACAGCAUCUCCAUCCAUGAUUGAUUUACUACGCAAACUCUUAUAUUACGAUCCUCAACGACGUAUUGCCGCCUCCGAGGCACUUGAACAUUCUUUCUUUCACGAAGAUAAACGACCGCGUGUUAUUGUCGAAGAAGAAGAAGAAGACGACAACGACGCGUUAUUACGACGACCCAACAAAAAAAUCACAAAACGACCGAGAAUGGAUGAGAUUGAGGCAGUGGAUCUGCUGACAGUACCUUCUGUACCUCUUCAAGUGUGUCCAGACUGGGAUAUGUAUCACCACAACAAUCACAACCACAACAAUAGCAAUUAUUACCAUCCUCCUCAUCCAACCACCGCUGUAGCGCCAGUAGCAACAACUGCUGCCAUGGUUCCUAUCCAGCAUCAUCAUCAUUAUUUGGACACUGUUGCACAUUACGGUAAGCAACUGACGACGUGGCAGCAACACAAACUCGCGUCGUAUACGAAUGGUGCUACUAGCAGCAGCAGCAACAACAACAAACAUGCAUCGGAUACCUUGUAUACUAUUUCAUCCCCUUAUCCUACGGUCACAACCACCACCACUGCUAUUACACCAGCCCACGCGCUGGCAGAAUGCCCAUCCUCCUCUUCAUCCACAGACGAAAGGUAA